AUGACGGCCAAGAGUCAGGAAGAGAAGAAGAAAGACAAUGACCUCCAUGACUUUGCAGCAGCUCAAGAACUGGAACAGCAACAACACUACCAAGAGCAUGAUCCAGCUUCUGCUGAUGCACAUGUGGUCUAUCCAGACUCACUGCAGUUUGGGCAAGACGACCAAACACUCGUUUCCAAUGUUACUGAUUUGCAUACUGUAGAGUAUCAAAACGUGGUUUAUCCUUCCUUGUACAAUGUCCCAGAUGACGAGACUGUUGAGGACCCCUUCCAUCAAAAUGAGUUGACAUCAACAGCACCAGCACCUAGUGACGGGAUCGCUGCUCCUGGAAAUAUUAUUCAUCCUCGCCAACAGCAGUUGCACACUAGAAAGCCACACUCUCAAAUGGAGGUUCUGACAGAAGAAAUGGAAGACGAUGGCACCUCCAAAUUUUCGUCAGUUUCUGCUGGAGAAAAGGCAAUUCAUGUUUCUACUGACGGUGGGAAAUCGGAAGCCAACAUGUGUUUGACCAACAAUAGCUCAAUCACAAAGGAGGCCAAAAAGAUGCAUGCAGAGUCUGACAGCCAGCAGCACCAAAUCGCCAAUUCAAACACAGCAGAAAAGCGAGACAUUGAUAGUAUCAACAAGCCCCAGGAGGUUCCAGAAAAUAUGCUUCUGUCAGAGGACGCAACAAAUGAAGACAAGCUGGCCUCUAAGACAAGUAGGGCAAUUGGCGCAUCAAUCAGCUCCUGGUCGGCACUUCCCGGAGCUUUUGCGGAACCCGGCCGACCCAGACUUGCUGGCCAUGAUUCCACUAAUAUUCAUCUCAUGGCAACUGACGAAUCAAUAAAUUCAGGACUUCCCGGAGCUUUUCUGGAACCCGGCCGACCCGGACUUGCCAGCCCUGUUUCCACUAACAAUGAUCCCAUGGAAGAAAACCAUCGAAGAGAAACGCCAUUGAGUGCUGAAAAUACAGUUACUGAUGAUCCAGCUUCCAGAGAAGUCCUAUUGACUGCUACGGUUCAAGUUGCAGCUCCAAACCACAAUGACAAUCAAGAAGCUUCUCACACAAAUCCAGAAACAAACCUAUUUGAUAGUAGGAAGAAGCUGUUCCUUCUCCUUCUUUGUCUGGUUGCUGUGGUAGCCACAGUUAGUGGUGUUUGUGGAAGUGGUUUGUGCGGUGCCCAAGGAACAGAUACACCUACAAUGGCUCCUACCUCUUUCCACUAUUUUGAGUUGCAAAUGACAAUCUCCAAUGUGUUUGGAGAGGAUUAUUUUAAUCCCAAGGACGAUGACAAAGCAGCAGUGCGCUAUCAGGCAUUGGAUUGGAGUGUGAGAGACUCCGCACUGCUGCCCCUGUAUGACAACUUCGUGCAAAGGUACAUUUUGGCUGUCUUCUUGUACCAAACUUCUCAGGAACAGCUUUGGCGACGAUGCUAUGGCGAUAAUGGUGAUCUGUGCUAUGACAACGAUAGUGCCUUUCUUGGCAGAAGUUGGCUCGAUCCAGCAAGCCAUGAAUGCCAGUGGGGUGGAAUAGUCUGCGGUGAAACUAGCAGUCAAGUGAUUGGCUUGACAAUGACCACCAACAGCUUGAAUGGGCCACUGCCAACAGAGUUGGCUCUUCUCCCCAAGUUGAGGGUCCUCAAUUUGGCCGGCAACCAACUCACAGGGCCAAUACCAUCUGAGCUCUACAGAUUGACAGCCUUGCAGGAACUCAAUCUGAGUGGCAAUGCUCUUGGUAGCACCAUCAGUACAGAAAUUGGACUGCUGACUAGUCUUUCCAAGCUUAAUGUGUCAAGCAAUGAUUUCUUGGGGCUUUUGCCAGAGGAGGUAUCAGCAUUGACAGGUCUGUACCAGUUUGACAUCAGUACAAACCCGGGAGUUUCUGGAAAAAUCCCCCAGGCCAUGUGUGACACUGCUCACUCUCACAACAACAGCAAAGAUGGCAUAGAGAUCAGGGCGGACUGUGAUGGGAUGGGUGCUGGGCCUUUGGCUAUAAAACUAUCUUGCCCAGAGGGAUGCUGCACUGAAUGUUGCUACGAAAAAAUCUGUCAUCCAGCUUGA
This is a messenger RNA of Seminavis robusta, 2043 nucleotides long. Lineage: Eukaryota; Bacillariophyta; Bacillariophyceae; Naviculales; Naviculaceae. The record is from the annotation of a GenBank genome assembly.